Molecule: messenger RNA, 3509 nt
Organism: Ziziphus jujuba (common jujube)
Lineage: Eukaryota; Viridiplantae; Streptophyta; Magnoliopsida; Rosales; Rhamnaceae
Product: protein argonaute 5-like
Exons: 22
Coding region: 184-3036 (950 amino acids)
Biological process (GO): regulatory ncRNA-mediated post-transcriptional gene silencing
Cellular component (GO): cytoplasm
Molecular function (GO): RNA binding; protein binding
Source: RefSeq, a predicted model, not a curated record
ACCGUCACUAGACCAAACUUCCGAAGCAAGCCUCGUCUCUCUUUCCACGUCUCCUAUAUAUAGGCUUUGCUCACUCACCCACUCUUUGCUUACGCUCCUCUGUUUGUUAUACUCAGAUUGCUUCUAUUUGAUUUCUGUUUUUCCUUUUAGUUUUUAACAUUUCGAACCAGAAACUCGCCGGCAAUGUCUCGUCGUGGAGGUGGUGGUCGUCGAUCAGGCCGAGACCAGCAGGCUCCGCCGUCGACUCCAGCGCCGGUUCCGACGCCUUCGGUUCAGCGAGGAGGCAGUGGUAGAGGCCGAGGACGUGGCGGCAGCAGUGUUCCGGUAUAUGCCGCGGCCCCAAGGCCGACAGCCACUUCGACUCCGACGGUUGCUCAGACGGUUACUCAGGCGGGGACUUCGGCAUCUGCGUUGGCGGUUGAAGUGGAGCAGAGACUCACAUUGCCAGCUCAGCCUCCAGCGCAGUCUCCUCCAUCGUCGUCCAAGGCUGUGACGUUUCCGAGAAGGCCAGGAUUCGGAACGGUCGGAAGGAAAUGCGUCGUGAGGGCUAAUCACUUCUUGGUUAAGAUUGCCGACUGCGAUCUUUACCACUAUGACGUAACGAUUAGGCCAGAGGUCACGUCGAAGAAAGUCAACAGAGGCGUAAUGACUGAGCUAUGUAAUUUGUACGGCGAGUCACACUUGGGGAGGAAAAAACCGGCGUAUGAUGGCGGGAAAAGUAUUUACACGGCGGGACCACUGCCAUUCUCCUCUAAAGAGUUUGUGGUCAGGUUACCUGACGAUGCCUCUUCCAGUGCCCAGAGGAGGGAGAGGGAAUUUAAAGUUGUGAUUAAAUUUGCUUCGAAGCCAGAUCUUCACCAUCUCCAGCAAUUCUUGCGAAGCAGACAACUAGAUGUUCCCCAAGAAACUAUUCAAGUACUUGAUGUCGUACUCCGACAAACUCCAUCGCAAAUGUACACUGCCGUUGCAAGAUCCUUUUUCCAUCCUGAUUUGGGAACCAAAGGGGAGCUUGGUGAUGGUCUGGAAUUCUGGCGAGGGUAUUAUCAAAGUCUACGACCAAUCCAGAUGGGUCUUUCACUUAAUGUUGAUGUGUCUGCCAGGUCCUUCUAUGAGGCUAUUUGGGUUCAUGACUUUGUUUUCAAACAUUUCAAUCGGAUAGAUUUUUCGAGACCCUUGACUGAUCAAGAUCGUGUUAAGGUCAGAAAAGCAUUGAAAGGGAUUAGAGUAGAAGUUGUCCACACAGGGCAUCGGAAAAUUUAUAAAAUCUCCGGUAUAUCGUUACAACCGAUCAGCCAAUUAUCGUUUACUGAUGAUAGCAAUCAAACAGUUUCGGUGGUUCAGUAUUUUCGUAGGAGAUACAAUAUUACGCUGAAGUUUGUGAAUUUGCCUGCUAUUCAAGCUGGAAGUGAAUCAAGACCAGUUUAUUUGCCCAUGGAGGUAUGUAAGAUUGAGCCUGGACAGAGGUAUUCAAAAAAAUUAAAUAAGACGCAAGUAAAGGCCCUACUAAGGGCUACCUGUCAACGCCCAAUUGAUAGAGAACGCCGCAUAUGGGAGAUGGUCAGGAAGAACAGGUACAGUGCAGAUUCCCUUGUUAGGGAAUUUCAAAUUCAAGUAGGAGAGGACCUUACAUUGGUUGAUGCUAGAGUUUUACCACCUCCAAUGCUCAAGUAUCAUGAUACUGGGAAGGAGCCGAAGGAAAAUCCCAGAAUGGGGAAAUGGAAUAUGAUUAACAAGAAAAUGGUAAAUGGGGGUAAAGUAGACUUUUGGACAUGUGUAAACUUCUCACGAUUGAAUCAAGAUGUGCUCUCUCGUUUCUGUCAGGAAUUAGUCGAUAUGUGCAACAGUAAAGGAAUGGUUUUCAAUCGCACUCCAUUACUGAUACCAAAAAAUUCUCAUCCGGGUCAAAUUGAGAGGGAACUGCGAGAUGUUCACAGGCUGGUUGCACAAAAGGGAAAGCAACUUCAGUUGUUGGUUAUUAUCUUGCCAGAUGCUACAGGCUCCUACGGGAGAAUAAAAAGAGUUUGUGAAACAGAGCUGGGAAUUGUUUCACAAUGCUGCAAGCCUGAUGAAGCAGUAAAGAUGAGUAAGCAGUAUUUUGAGAAUGUGGCUCUUAAGAUUAAUGUGAAGGUUGGUGGUAGAAACGCUGUGUUAAAUGAUGCAAUUCAAUGGAGAAUUCCCAAAGUGACCGAUGUGCCUACCAUAAUCAUUGGUGCGGAUGUAACCCAUCCUCAGCCAGGGGAGGACUCUAGUCCAUCAAUAGCAGCGGUAGUGGCUUCUAUGGAUUGGCCAGAAGUGACGAAAUAUAGAGGAAUGGUCUCUGCACAAGCCCAUCGUGAAGAAAUCAUACAAGAUCUUUAUAAAUCAUCUCAAAAUUCUAAGGGAGAAUUGGUUCAUGGUGGAUUGAUCAGGGAGAUUUUGAGGGCAUUCAGAAUGUCAACUGGAUUGAAACCUCGAAGGAUUAUAUUUUACAGAGAUGGUGUUAGUGAAGGCCAAUUCAGUCAGGUUUUGCUUUAUGAGAUGGAUGCUAUACGUAAGGCAUGUGCCUCCUUAGAGAGUGGUUACCUACCACCUGUUACCUUUGUGGUGGUCCAGAAAAGGCACCAUACGCGCUUGUUCCCUGCUGAUCAUAGAAGUCGUGAUCAGACAGAUCCAAGUGGCAAUAUUCAACCAGGCACUGUGGUUGAUACCCAUAUUUGUCACCCUACGGAAUUCGAUUUUUACCUCAAUAGUCAUGCUGGAAUUAAGGGAACAAGCCGGCCUGCACAUUAUCAUGUGCUCUAUGAUGAGAAUGGAUUCAAUGCAGAUGCAUUGCAAGUCCUGACUAACAAUCUAUGUUACACGUAUGCAAGGUGCACACGAUCUGUCUCAAUAGUACCUCCAGCUUAUUAUGCUCAUUUAGCAGCUUUUCGAGCAAGGUAUUAUAUUGAAGGGGAUUCUUCAGAUGGAGCUUCUUCAAGUGGUGGAGGAGGGGGUGGGGAGUUUCGCCAACUUCCUCUUAUCAAGGACAAUGUAAAGGAAGUAAUGUUCUAUUGCUGAAUCAUUCCCUUUGUGGGUUCUAUUUUGGAUGACCUGUUUACGCCGUUGGUAAAACUUUUUGAAGGAAAUUGCAAUUUUGGUAGAAGAGAACUAUCAGAUGUAUAUUUGGCUUACCAUUUUCGUUAAAAAGCUUUAAGAAGGAUCAUAAGAUGUGUGCAGCUAAAGUUUUGGAGUGUAUUUUUUUGGCUUACCAUUUUGGUUAAAGUUUUAAGAUGGAUCAUAAGAUAUGUGCAGCUAAAGUUUUGGAGUGUAUUUUUUUGGCUUACCAUUUUGGUUAAAGUUUUAAGAUGGAUCAUAAGAUAUGUGCAGCUAAAGUUUUGGAGUGUAUUUUUUUUGGUACACUAUUAAAAUGCCACCAAUGUCGAUUAAUCAAAACAGAUGAGGUGCUGAACUUUCAGCGUAAAUUGUCAUGUUUUCUGCAUUCCGCAAUGCCAGUUUUAAAUCGUAAUGUCAUAAAUCUAUUUGAAGGUGUC